This is a messenger RNA of Helianthus annuus (common sunflower), 2862 nucleotides long. RefSeq lists its product as uncharacterized. The transcript has 3 exons. Lineage: Eukaryota; Viridiplantae; Streptophyta; Magnoliopsida; Asterales; Asteraceae. The coding region runs from base 1 to 2862 and encodes 953 amino acids. The record is from RefSeq and is a predicted model, not a curated record.
AUGGGUGAUGGUGAAGGUACUUCUGUUACCCUUAUUAGCAAGUUGGACAUAGGGAACCCUCUUUAUUUGCAUCCUAGUGACUCAAGUGCUUUGACAAUAGUUAGUAUAAAACUUAAGGGCACUGAGAAUUACUCUGUUUGGUCUAGUGCAAUGAAGCUUGCACUAGAAGCUAAAUAUAAGUUUGGUUUUAUAAAUGGAAAAUGUGAAAAACCUAAUGAUGAUGAUGUCUUAGCUGCCCAAUGGGAUAGAUGCAACUCUGUGGUUUUAACCUGGUUAUUGAAUUCUGUGUUUGAAGAAUUAUUUUUAGGGCAGGUCUUUUCCAAACUUGCUUCUGAAGUUUGGACAGACCUGAAAGAGACUUAUGAUAUGGUCGAUGGUUCUGUUGUCUAUGAUUUAUAUAAAAGAAUCAAUUGUAUUUCUCAAAGUGGUAGUUCUGUGGCUGAGUAUUAUAAUAAGUUGACAACUAUGUGGAAGCAGUUUGAUGCAAUGGUGCAUCUGCCUUCAUGUUCUUGUCAAGCAGCCAAAGACUACAAUGAUUUUUCCACUUUAAUCAAAUUAAUGCAAUUCCUCAUGGGUCUUGAUGAUGUAUAUCAACAUGUGAGGACAAAUUUGUUGACAAGAGAACCAUUUCCUUCUGUCAAGGCUGCUUAUGCCUUAAUUUCUAAAGAACAGUCACAUAGACUCUCAAGUAGUGGGUCAAAGAGUCAAUCUGUUUCAUAUGUGGCUAAGUCUAACCAAUCUAAUCAAAACACAUCUAGGAGAAACUUUAGGGGACCUAACUCAAACUUAAAAUGCACUCAUUGUAAUAUGUUAGGUCAUACAGUUGAUAGAUGUUUUGAGAUAAUUGGUUAUCCUCCUGGUAUGAAAAAGAGAACUAGUGGGUCUUUUGUAAGAAACAAUACUGGUAAUAAUACUAAUAGAUCUAAUGUGUCAUCUGGUCCUUCUAGUUCUGCUAUGUCUGCUUUACCUUUUACUCCUAAGCAGAUUGCAAAGUUAAUGAGUUUAGUUGGUGAUAAGUUUGAGGGAGAUCAGGAGAAGUCCAAUAUGGGACGUAUGUCUGCUUGUGUGUCUGAAUUUGUUAGCUGUUCUAGCAGUGUGAGUUUUAAUCAUGAUUAUAAUUGGGUGGUUGAUUCUGGUGCUAAUCAACACAUGAUUAAAAGUGAUAAAGAUAUGUUUAAUUGUAUUGAUGUUUCUGAGUGUGGGUUAAAGGUUGGUCAUCCUAAUGGGACAAGUGUUAGUGUGUUAAAAAUUGGAGAACUUAGACUAAUUAACAAUGUUGUUAUUAAAGAUGUGUUUUAUGUUCCUGGGUACAGUGUUAAUCUUUUAUCUGUGCAUAAGUUAGCCAAAGACAAUAAAAUAGCAGUCUUGUUUAAUGAAAAUAAUUGUAAAGAUGGUAAUUCUGUGAAUUUGUGUUUUAAUAGUGUUAUUAGAUCAAAUUUGUGGCACAUUAGGCUGUCGUCAUCUGUGUUAAAUGGGAAAAGUCCUUAUGAGCUUGUGUUUAACUUUAAACCCUCAUUGUCUCAUCUUAGAAAUUUUGGGUGUCUUUGUUUUAGUACCAUAUUAAAUGAACCUGAUAAAUUUGCUUAUCAUGCUGAUAAGUGUAUUUUGAUAGGUUACUCAAAUGUAAAAAAAGGGUAUAAACUUUGGAGUUUGGAUGAAAGAAAGGUUUUCUAUUCAAGGGAUGUUAAAUUUUAUGAACAUGUAUACCCUUUUAAAUCAAAACAAAUUAAUGAUAAUGUUGUGCAUGAUAAGAGUUUAAAUCUGUUAAACUUUUUUGAUAUAUAUGAGACAAAUACACCUGAAGUUUCUUCUAUUCCCGAUGAUGAAGAGGGUGCUACUGAAUCUCAUGACACGGUCAGUGAUGAUCAGCAGCCAGCUCCCUCUGCAUCUGCCACUCCUGGACAAACUGACUUAGGUCAUAGUUUAGAAUCUAGUGUAGAAAGUAGUGAUAGAGAGGAGUCUGGUGAGGCAGAGGACACUGCUGUGUUAGAAGAUGAGAUUAACCCAUCUGAGGGGACCCUAGUAGGUCUUAGAAGAUCUUCUAGGAAUGUUUCUAUUCCUAAAAAAAUUCAGGAUUAUGUGUUUAAUUGUAGUGUGAAGUACGAUAUUAAUAAAGAGGUGAGUUAUGCUUGUUUGUCUGCUGAUAAUGUUAGUUUCAUUAGUUAUUUAAGUAAAUCAACAGAACCUAGUAGUUAUAGUGAAGCUUCGAGAGAUCCUAAGUGGGUCGAAGCAAUGAACCUAGAAAUGGAAGCUUUGUUGCGAAACCAAACGUGGGAACUUGUUGAUUUGCCUAAUGAUAGAAAACCUAUAGGCAGUAAAUGGAUCUAUAAAAUCAAGUAUAAGGCCAAUGGGGAAAUUGAGCGUUAUAAAGCUAGGUCGGUUGCAAAGGGGUACAACCAACAGGAAGGGUUAGAUUUUGGUGAAACCUUUUCACCAGUCGUGAAAAUGGUCACUGUUAGGUGUGUUCUAAGUUUAGCUGUUCAAAACAAUUGGACCUUAUAUCAAUUGGAUGUUAAUAAUGCUUUUUUGUAUGGCUCAAUCUCUGAAGAUGUUUAUAUGUCCCUUCCAGAAGGUUAUUAUGCUAAAAAUGAGUCUGAAGUUUGCAAACUGGUAAAGUCUUUGUAUGGGCUUAAACAGGCUCCUAGAAAGUGGAAUGAAAAACUGACUGAUGUGUUAGUUAAUGUAGGUUUUGUUCAAAGUUCAUGUGAUCAUUCGUUGUAUGUUUUGUCUAAAUCUUCAGUGUUCAUUGUGUUGCUUGUGUAUGUAGAUGACAUUGUAAUAACUGGUAACAAUGAUUCUGAAAUUACUAAAACUAAAAAUUUACAUAGUAACAGUUUUAAAAUUAAAGACCUAGGGGUUUGA